Messenger RNA from Danio aesculapii, 1143 nucleotides. RefSeq names its product cathepsin L, like (gene ctsll). Gene Ontology annotation, biological process: immune response. The coding region runs from base 46 to 1059 and encodes 337 amino acids. The record is from RefSeq and is a predicted model, not a curated record. Gene Ontology annotation, cellular component: lysosome. Gene Ontology annotation, molecular function: cysteine-type endopeptidase activity. NCBI's taxonomy places the organism in Eukaryota, Metazoa, Chordata, Actinopteri, Cypriniformes, Danionidae. The transcript has 7 exons.
UUCAAAUUGUGUCUUGUUUUCUUCUGUCACAGUCUUCCAGGCAGAAUGAUGUUGUUUGCCUCACUUGUCACACUGUGCAUAAGUGCAGUAUUUGCUGCUCCAACACUAGACCUGCAGUUAGAUGACCACUGGCACCUAUGGAAGAGCUGGCAUGGAAAAAGCUAUCAUGAGAAAGAAGAGGGCUGGAGGAGAAUGGUUUGGGAGAAGAACUUGAGAAAAAUUGAGCUACACAACCUUGAGCACUCAGUGGGCAAACACACCUUCAGACUGGGAAUGAACCAAUUUGGUGACAUGUCAAAUGAGGAGUUCAGACAGGCAAUGAAUGGUUAUAAUCGUGACCCCAAUCGGAAGUUGAAGGGCUCAUUGUUCAUAGAGCCCAGCUUUUUUACAGCCCCUCAACAAAUUGACUGGAGGCAGAAGGGCUACGUUACUUCUAUCAAAGACCAGAAACGGUGUGGAUCUUGCUGGGCUUUCAGCUCAACAGGUGCCUUGGAGGGUCAAGUCUUCCGGAAAACUGGAAAGCUGGUUUCCCUGAGUGAGCAAAACUUGAUGGACUGUUCCAGACCGCAGGGCAAUAAUGGUUGUGAUGGAGGCCUCAUGGACCAGGCCUUUCAGUAUGUUCAAGACAACAACGGGCUGGACUCUGAGGAGUCAUACCCUUAUCUUGCAACAGAUGAUCAGCCAUGCCAUUAUGACCCCCGUUAUAGUGCUGCAAAUGACACCGGUUUUGUUGACAUCCCCAGUGGUAAAGAGCAUGCUCUUAUGAAGGCUGUUGCUGCUGUGGGUCCUGUUGCUGUUGCUAUUGAUGCAGGACAUGAAUCCUUCCAGUUCUAUCAGUCUGGCAUCUAUUACGAGAAGGCAUGUAGCACUGAAGAACUUGAUCAUGGAGUCUUGGUGGUUGGUUAUGGUUAUGAGGGUGCUGAUGUUGCUGGAAGGAGAUAUUGGAUUGUGAAGAACAGCUGGACUGACAGAUGGGGUGACAAAGGCUACAUCUACAUGGCUAAAGACCUAAAGAAUCACUGUGGCAUUGCGACAGCAGCCAGCUACCCCCUAAUGUAAAGCAAUUAGAGCCUUCUCUGCAUUCUGGAAAUGAAGUUUAUUUUAUUUUAAUGUGGAUUUGUGUUCAAUUUUAUCAAUGUUUUG